AGUUCCUGUCUCUCUGGUGGUGUAGCUCACUUCCUGUGCUUCUGCCGCUGCUUAUGUUUGACUCUCUCUGUUAAGACUGUUGUUCUCACAGAUAUGGAUUUUUUGAUGACAGAGUCAACUUAUAAACUUCUUAUAUUUUUAUGCAUGAUACGAGGAACGUGUGGAAUGCUUAUAUAUUAUGACACAUCCACAACUGCUGUGGAGGGACAGAACAUCAGCUUGCAGUGCAUUGUGGGAGAGGAGCAUAACAUCAAAAUUAUCCAGCUGGAAUGGAUUAAACAGCAAAAAGAUAAUGAGAAGAACCAUAAGAAGAUUGUAGUGUUCCAUCCUGGGUUGGCAAUACAUUAUUUUCAAUCUGGUCCUCUUCUGGAGACAGUGACCAGUUUAAAAACUGGGGAGCUACAGGGCUCAAUCCUGACUCUGCAUAAAGUUACAGUGAAUGACAGUGCAAACUACGUUUGCGAAAUUACUUCUUAUCCUAAUGGCUCGAUUAAAAGAACCACAAACCUGCAAGUGACAGAGCCUCCAACAUCAGUGAAGAUGUCAUAUCCAUAUGGAUUCAUAAAAGAGGGAGAUGAAGUGAAAAUAACUUGUUCAGUGAGCCCUCCACCACUCCGUUAUAAACUUGGAAGGUCAAAGGACAAGAUAUUUUUUCUGGAAAGCUCAAAUGGAGAGUUCAUUUUACUCAACGUCACCAGAAACGACAGCGAUCUGUACAUCUGUUUACCAGAAUGGGACUCGUUAGUCCGAAAUCAGCAAGGUCUCAAUGCCACCGUGGAACUGACUGUGAAUUUUCUUGAUGGCAUUGAGUGUAACACAAGCAGCCCUUUAAACGUCAGCGCUGGUGAAGAUGUGGCACUUUCUUGUGUCGCAAAAGCAUCACAGUACUUGCAGUAUAAGUGGAUGAGAGGUGACACAACACUGUCUCUCUCAGACACUUUGUCUCUGACCUCCGUAACAUCUGACCAAUCAGGAACAUACAAACUGACAGCUGUCUUUCUGGACAAUCAACUGCAGACAGACAUGGAGUUUACUAUUCAUGUUCUCUCAAAGCAAAGCGAAGGAAUGACAACUCCUUCCCCAGUAAGAACCACCAAACAUCUGAGCAGCUUUACCUCCAAUGGGACCAGCUCAUGGAGCACUGAUACCACUGUGUCUACAACAGAAUCUGGUCACUUCCUAGUCAGCACAGUGAAAUCAAAUACCACUCUGACAACCCUACAACCCAAACACACCAGCCAUCCCACUCCUCUCACUGGCAGCUCUUCUGCUCCACCUGUUGGCAAUGCAUCUACAUUACAUGCAAGCACUGUAAAAUCUACAGACAGUUUGAGCUCGACUCCAGAUCCUGCUACAAGAAGAGAAGUAGCCACCACUGUUAUAACACAGAAAAACAUCAUCCACACUGUUACAACACCAAAAGCAUCAAAAAACUCAGCAUAUAUCGCCGUCCCGAUUGUGUUGCUGUUGCUCGUGUUGAUUGUGCUUCUAUACAGAAGACACCAGAACCAAAAAAAAAUGGAUAUGCCACCUCCAUUCAAACCUCCCCCACCACCAGUGAAAUACACAUCAGUGAGGAACCAUGUCCCUAUGACUGAUAUUCUAGUGUGAAUGUAUCACUUGAGAACCCACAAACCGUGGGCCACAAAUAUGCUGACAGGAAGAUUUCUCCCUAAAGGCCUCAUCCAAAUCUAGUUGUUUAAUUUAAAACUUCUUCUAAAGAGACAGAUUUCAUUUUAAUGGUUUUAUUAACAUAUAAAAACGUUUAUCAACACCCAUAGACCACAUCAAAUAUGUAAAAAAAAGUGAUUUGAAGAUAAACGGAAGUCUUGUGGGUUUAGAAUUUUCAUAUUUAGGUGAAUUACCUCUUUUAUUUAUAAAUAAGUUUUAUUUUGUUAUAUUUUUGGUUAACAUGAGAUCCUCGUUUUUAUGUUUUUAUGUGAUUUUUCUCUGUAGUUCUGAAUAGGUUGUACAUAAAAUCUGUUACUCUUGUAAAUA
Onychostoma macrolepis is the source of this 1998-nucleotide messenger RNA. Its product is annotated as basal cell adhesion molecule-like. Bases 94 to 1611 code for a protein of 505 amino acids. Lineage: Eukaryota; Metazoa; Chordata; Actinopteri; Cypriniformes; Cyprinidae. The transcript is spliced from 9 exons. The record is from RefSeq and is a predicted model, not a curated record. Gene Ontology annotation, biological process: inflammatory response; cell-matrix adhesion.